AAAUUUUCAUUUAUAGUGUUAUAUUAUAAACAUCAGUGUUUUUCUAUGUUAGGAAAGAUUAUGGUACCAUGUCUAAUGCCACUCUGCUUGACAUGGUUAAAGUGAUGGCAUUUGCUUUAACAGAGGGAAAGGUAGGUGUACAUUGUCAUGCAGGACUUGGUCGCACUGGUGUCUUGAUAGGAUGUUUCCUUAUUUACAGCCUUCGAUGUAAGCCUAAUGACACUAUCCGCUAUAUACGUUCUAAAAGACCCCAUUCAAUUCAAACAAGGAGCCAAAUCACAUGUGUUCAACAAUUUGCUCAGUUUAUAAUUCCUCUCUUCACUGUUUUCUCCAAUGUAAUUCACAAAAGUCCAGGCUUCACUCUCAAUCAGUACCUUAACCGACAGAAGAAACUCCUACAUGGAUAUGAAGCUCGGCAUUUAAAAUACAUCCCAAAGAUUAUGUAUUUGAUCUGUGAGAGGCUUUUAGAGCUUUCCAACAGUCAGGAUAGAUUUCUGGAGAGAACGCAAUCAUCAUUUGGAUCUGUCUCUCGUUAUCACCUUCAGUAUAGUGCUGGAUUUUGGAACAACUUCCUUUCAGCCACAUCACCUGAUGAAUAUCAUUGGCGCCCUAUUUCCCAAUUAACUUUACAACUGAGUUCAGAACACUCAGGACUGUCACCAAUGCCACCUCAUUCUCAGAGAACGUCACCAUGCAACAGUAGGGAGAGCAGUUUUGAGCAUGCUCGGGAAGAUGCUUCUCGCGUAGAACACUGGGUGGACAGCCUCCCAAAUAUUAUGGGUAAUGGUACUCGAACAGAAACAACCAUCCCUAAGAAGGACCCUUCCAGCAGCAAAGCCAGCAGCUCUAAAAACAGUGGGUCAUGUGGUCGUCAAAGCUCUAAUGCUCUCAUCAUGAGUGAUGCUUCGAAUGAGUGUUUGAAUGACAGUCAACUUUCUUACAGGACUUCUGGUAGCCAAAGAACAACACGGACAGCACAAAGUAGCUAUAUGGGAUAUUACCCUGACUUUGAUCCUGAGAGCAGUGAUGAUAGUAUUGAUUCAGUCUUAAUGGAAGAUGAUUGUAGAGAAGAUCUUCUGGACAACACCUGCUACAGAGAACUAUCCUCUCAGCUGGAGAUGAGGUCAUUACAAGAAGCUGGCACAUGCAGUCAGCCAAUAGAUACCAACAGCAUUGUAGAGGCACUCUUGUUGAGCCACAACUUGAUGGGAUCCGAUUUCAAUGGGGCAUUAAGACAGUUUCAGAGGGACCUAAACACUCGUGGCUCAGCCUGGGACAGACUGACCGCUGAAACUGAUCCAGUGUUGCUUGCUGGUUUGUUGUGGUCAUGGCUAGAUCAUCUUCAGGGACCAAUAUUGAAUAAACACGAUUUAACCCACAUUGUCAUAAAAGCUGGUAAGCCUGUUGAAGCUUUACAACGUCUGGAUCGGGGGACCCGCUACACUACAGAGUAUUUUCUAAGGUUCCUUAUCAGGCUACAUAUUAGCUCUUCAGAGCUUAGAAAUGAUCUUCUACGGCGUAUUGUGUCAUCCCUGACUCAUCAGUGUCUGAUCAUCAGAGGAAGUAUACAACCCACAGGAAUGCAGUGGACAAAAAUGCGAGAAGGUACAUCUACAUAUGUGAUGCAGUUUGUCAAAGGGUUGUGCGAAGUGCUUUCAGGCGUUUCCUUUGCUGUAGGAGGGGAAGAAAACAAACAUCUGUGGAAUUCCACACCUAACAGAACAAGAGGUGUUUGUGAAGGUCUUAAUGUAAUGGCAAGUGCUAUUGGGAGAGGUAGUACAGUGUUGAGAUAGUUUUGUUUCUUUCUUUGUAUUCUGGUAUAUUUUUAAGUUAAGCUUAUAUGCCUGUCAAGAAAUAACAAAAAAUUCUUGCUGUGCUAUUGCAAAGGUUGAGAUCCAGAAACAACAGUACUGUAAUUGUUGAAUUUCAUAUAACUGUACUAAUGGAGAUUUGGCUUUAGAAACAGGAAAUAAGGAUAACCUUGUUCUGUGGUGCUAUUAGGUGAGUACAAAAUGUGGGUGAGCUUGUUUCAGGGUAAGAACUCCUGCAAAAGCAAAAUACAUUGAAAACCAUGAUAGUGUAACUAUGCAGACAUGAGAAAAUAUAUCCAACUAAAACUAAAUGUAUUGUAAAAAAUAAUGGCUUAGAAAACUUUUAACUACUAUGUGUGCAUUAAACAGUAGUCCACAAUAUAUUUCUAAGUCAUUUUAUCACAUUUUGCAGGUCCUCUUUUUCACCCAGCUGAAAGUAACAAAAUUUCAACUAGUACAAUCGGGCUUAGUAUUAAUGAUUAUUAUGCAAGGCUUGAUUAUUUCACUAUACAUAAUUAAAAUACCCUUGUCUUGUUCAAGAUGCUAUAACCUUUCUAAGGUUCAGAAUAGUAUCCCAAAAAAGUUUGGUCAUCACGAUAAUAACAAUGCACUUAUUUUUAGACUUUCAGCAUACUGCUUUGGCACCUUAUUCAAAUGGGUACCAAACUCAGAUUCAAAGAUCACUUUCUGAAUAGUUCUAAAAUAUGUUUUAAAAUUACUGUAUUGUAUGUCUUCACAUUUAUCAUAGAAAAUUGGAAAUACAAAACCUACUUAAAAUUAUAAUUUUAUAUCACAAUUAUCUAUUCAUUGUAAAACAAAAAUUGAUUACAAAUUAAGAUCAAUUAGCUAUGGCAUAUUCAUGCUUUCUAGCUUAAUACACAAUAUAAUGAUACUUCGUAACAACUUACUAAUUGCUAAGUAAACUGAUUAGUCUUGCUUGCACAGUUCUAAAAUGAAUCGGUUAAUCCAUGUGAAAUUUAGUCAUCGAAAAAAUAUAUUGUAAAUAUACUAUGUGAGCUUAGAUUGAUGGAGUAUACAAAGACUUGUCUUCAAAUUAAAAUAUUCAAUUGCAUGCAUUAUUGGAACAUACCAUCAUGUAGUAGCUUUUGUUAGGAGAAAAUUGUUGCACUGUAAAUAAUAAAUAAUUCUUCCAUUUAUUUUUUAAAUGUUGUAUAGAAUAUUUUGUGAAUUGUAUGCAAGAAUGAAUAAGUUGCAUAGAUUCCAACCAGUGAUUUAUUUUAAGCUGCAGAUUCCCAUAGUCCUAAUGGCUCUGUUCAGUUUAUGUAAUCUCUAAAAUAAUAAUGUGAACCUAAAUUUUAGUUGUAGCAUUUAAUUUUGGCUUAUGAGGUCAGAGUAUACAACGAUGUUCCAGAUAUUCUGAUGCACUGUGCUAUGUAUACUGUAAUAUUCUCCUGUUUUCAUGGUUAUUUCUUGAGUUUAAGGUAUACAUAUUAAA
Molecule: messenger RNA, 3267 nt
Organism: Limulus polyphemus (Atlantic horseshoe crab)
Lineage: Eukaryota; Metazoa; Arthropoda; Merostomata; Xiphosura; Limulidae
Product: protein tyrosine phosphatase domain-containing protein 1-like
Exons: 8
Coding region: 69-1793 (574 amino acids)
Biological process (GO): cilium assembly; dephosphorylation
Molecular function (GO): protein tyrosine/serine/threonine phosphatase activity
Source: RefSeq, a predicted model, not a curated record